UUGAAUCCGGGAGGCGGCGUUGGGAUUCCGGAGGCUUUGCGACUGAGGAGUGUGUUAGAACAUGUGUAAUAAUGUCAUCUCAAAAGAGAAUGAAGGACUCUCAGGCUCAAAAGAGGACUUCACAAGUUAGUGAUACUUAUGAGACUAAUCUCCUGGCCGGGGAAGAAAAAGAGGACCUGAAUGACUCAAAGCGCAGCUUGAAACAUGGACAAGACAAUACAGCGGACGAUUAUGGACAUGCUGAUGAUCAAGGAGAAGAUGCUCUGCAAAUAGCAGUGAGAUACUUUGAGAAAGGUCCUAUUAAAACUUCACAGAGUAAAGAUAAAAUCUUGGAAAAACACUUGAAAACUGUGGAAAAUGUGGCUUGGAAGAAUGGGUUAGCUCCAGAAGGAAUUGACAUUCUCUUAAAUGUGGCACUCAGUGGCAAAUUUGGGAGUGCUGUAAACACUCGGAUAUUGAAGUGUAUGAUUCCAACAACUCUAAUACCAGAAGAUUCUGUGGUUAAGGCGGUCUCCUGGCUUUGUGUUGGCAAGUGUUCUGGUAGCACCAAGGUACUUUUUUAUCGUUGGCUGGUUGCAAUGUUUGACUUCAUUGAUCACAAGGAUCAAAUUAACUUGCUCUAUGGCUUCUUUUUUGCUUCAUUGCAAGAUGACGCACUG
Leptonychotes weddellii (Weddell seal) is the source of this 659-nucleotide messenger RNA. NCBI's taxonomy places the organism in Eukaryota, Metazoa, Chordata, Mammalia, Carnivora, Phocidae. The record is from RefSeq and is a predicted model, not a curated record.